AUGCAACUGUCCCUCCCUCGGCCUCACACAGAGGUGAAGUGUGUUGAAGGAGACUCCCUACAGGAUAGGUUCAGGGCUCUGGAUGUGACCACUCCUCUGAGAGCCAGUGUCCUGUCUGGACUGGUGGAGGUCGGUGGUGCUGCUGGAUACCUGAACCAUCCUGUUCAGUCCACACUGCAGGACCGGGUCACUCUACAGUACAGAACCACUACCAGACUGGACAUGCUCAGUCACCGGGUGCUUCAGGAGGAGACAGACGGAACACAACACAAGGCAACCCAUGUGGUGAUGGCUGUUCUCUACGGAGCUCAAGCAUUCUUUAUCUUUGAUUACAAACACAUCAGCGGACAACAAAGUGGUGCAGGAGAGGCAGAUAUGCACGGUGUUGUGAAGAAGAUGAUGCCGUCCUUCAGUGCAGAUCAUAUAUAUUCCAGCUUGAGUGACACUGAGAAACUAAACAGUUGCUUGUAUCAGUGUACUCUCCACAGUGAUGUAGACCGUGUCAAUGGCACCAUGACUUAUAACAAAGCUUUGAAAGUCUAUGAAACUCUCCCGAAGCACCUUGGACAGCAUGGAGAGAAAGCGGUGGCUCUGUACGCCUGGCUCUAUCCUCUGAAGAAUCUGGGACAUUCAGUUGAAAUCCGAUAUUUCACAAAGGCAGAGCGUGUGCUGGACCAUCUGAGGCAGGCCACCAUGAUAUGUCAGGAGAUGAUGACAGACUUCACCAAUGGUUGUGUGAUGAAAUGGUUUCCUGAUCUGAAGUCUAAACUGUCUAGAUUAUCAGAGCUGCUGCAGAAGUACCAGUCAGAGUUCAAGAGCGGGCUGGCCAUGGCAUUAAAGACCAUGAGAGAGAGUGAAGGGGUGGAUGAAAGCAGACUGAGAGACAUUCUCCAGAACCAUGACCAGUCACCGUUCUGUCCUCAGUCCAUAAACCUGUGGCUAAACAACAAGGCAGCGGAGGUGAAGGCUCUGAAUGUCUGUAAAACAAGAAACAUCCCCAUAAUGAAAUCUCAGGAAGAGCUGGACAGCGUCCUCAUAUCCUCAAAGGACAGGCUGCUGUGCUUCACUCUCACCUCCCUGGAGGAUGAAUAUCCAUUCCUCUCCACCAUGGAGCAGCACACACAAGAGAACCAAACUGAUCUCACUGGACAGCAGGAGACACCGCAACCAUUCAAACCUCCAGAUUUAACUCAGAAAAUUCAAUCUGACCUCCGCUUGUUCACCAAAUCCUAUGAAGACAGAAGAGAUGGAGAGUGUAUCAAGUUAAUUGCAGCAGUUAUACCAGAUAUCAGUGUUCCUGGAUCCUCCAUUCGUCUGUAUCAACGAGGCAGUCUCAUCGCCACCAACUUCCAGCUGGGAUUAAAACCUGAUCCAGUCCAGGUAGCAGAGAUAAAACAGAGCUGUGUCAUCCUGAAGUUUCCCCAGUCAACCAUCAGGAGACCUGAGAGGUACAGAGUAGAGUACAGAGUCGUGACCACUGGUGUUAGUGAGGCUAGAGAACGACCAUGGAAUGCGAUAGUCACCCCGGCUCCUGCAGAAACCUGCGUAGUACCUGGUUUGAAACCAUUCACACGGUACCAGAUCAGGUACUCUGUCAUAGAGCACUCUGGUAUGAGUGACUUCAGCAAGGUCAUUGAGGUCAAGACCCUGAGAUCCCCACCUGAACAUCUGAAUGUGAGCCGGCUGCUGAAGGAAACCAAUGGAACCGUCAAAGUGACUUGGUUCCAGCCUGAGUGUGAAGAUAGUGCCCCUGUACUCCACUACAAAGUAGACUAUAAAGAGGCAGGACUGGAGGGCUGGUCUACCAUGGUGACAGCUGAGUGUUACUGUGAUGUAACUCUGAACCUCAGUACCUGCUACAGAGUCAGAGUAUCAGCUGUCUAUGGAGAAGGAGACACCAGUGAAACCACCAGAGAGACAGAUGUCCCAGUCUACGGUGAGCUACAUCAAAUCAAUAUAACUUGA
This is a messenger RNA of Coregonus sp. 'balchen', 1965 nucleotides long. The record is from the annotation of a GenBank genome assembly. NCBI's taxonomy places the organism in Eukaryota, Metazoa, Chordata, Actinopteri, Salmoniformes, Salmonidae.